Trematomus bernacchii (emerald rockcod) is the source of this 5806-nucleotide messenger RNA. RefSeq names its product cortactin binding protein 2 (gene cttnbp2). The record is from RefSeq and is a predicted model, not a curated record. Gene Ontology annotation, biological process: regulation of synapse organization. Lineage: Eukaryota; Metazoa; Chordata; Actinopteri; Perciformes; Nototheniidae. Gene Ontology annotation, molecular function: protein binding. Gene Ontology annotation, cellular component: glutamatergic synapse.
ACACACACACAGGACUUUCUCUCUCCACAGCUUGGAGACCUGUCGUGCUCGCAACCCUUAUCCUUAAAUUACGCAGCUCCCAGCUUCCAAAAUCCCACAUUUUUCUCUUUCCACCCUUUUUUCCCAAUGGCCUUGUUUUGGAGUGAUUUGCGCACAGCAGCGCAAUAGUUAAUGAGUGCCGGAUGCGCCCUCGCUCCAGCAGACCGCUACAGUACGAAGAUGGCGUCGGAGGGAGCCAGUGGAGAGCAGCCUCCUCCGGUACAAACCCUGGCCACCGCCGUGCUGGGGAGUGUGGACACGAAAUGUGAGUUCAACAUGGAUAACCUGAGCAAGCCCGAGCUGCUCACCCUGCUGAGCAUCAUGGAGGGAGAGCUGGAGGCCCGCGACCUGGUCAUCGAGGCCCUGAGGGCCCAGAGGAAGGAGGUGUUCCUGCAGGAGCGAUACGGUCACUACAGCCUGACGGACCCCUUCCUGGCUCUGCAGAGGGACUUUGAGUCGGGGGUCCCUGGAGGAGACGCUGAGCGGCGGCCCCUGGGCUCCAGCCCCAUCUCCGUGCUGGAGGCCGUCAUGGCGCACUGCAGGAAGAUGCAGGAGCGCAUGUCGGCUCAGCUGGCCGCCGCCGAGAGCCGCCAGAAGAGGCUGGAGAUGGAGAAGCUGCAGCUGCAGAGUUUGGAGCAGGAUCACCGUAAGCUGACGGCGCAGCUGAAGGACGAGCGUGAGAAGAACAAGCACAUCGUCAUGAUGCUGGUGCGCGAGUGCAAGCAGCUGGCCACGCGGGUGGUGGAGGAGUCGCAGCGCUUCGACGAGCUUCAGGCCCGUCUGGACGAGGAGAGCCGAGCCUCGGGCCGGCUGCAGGAAGAACUCUCCACCGAGCGGCAGCGCAGCCAACAGAUGGAGGCCAAGAUGGAGAAGCAGCUGUCGGAGUUUGACACGGAGCGAGAACAGCUGAGAGCGAGGCUGGGCCGCGAGGAGACGGAGAGCCAGAGUCUACGGCAGCAGGUGGAGCAGCUUAGGACUGAACCGGGCGACGGGAAGGACGCUGAAGUCGCCGUAGAACCUGCUGCAGAACCUGCCGUAGAACCUGCCGUAGAACCUAAAGCUGCUGCAGAACCCACACCACCCACACCUAAAGCUGUGACGUCUGUGUCCGUAGCCACAGAGCCCAUCAGUUCCCGAACAGCGUCUUCUCAAACGGACAACCUGCCCCCGACUGAGGUGGACGGUCCUAUCUCAAAGAAGAGCCCCCUCACUGUCCCCGUCAAACCGACCCCCGUCAACUACGUGGGGCUGAGUCUGCCGAAGACGAGCGGGCGGGGGCUCGUCCACAGCAGCUCGGGGGGUCUCGUCCAGACGGAGAACGGUUCCGAGGGCCAACCCGCCCACGGCCUCCCCACCGGAGUGAGCCCUCGCGUCCAGGCUGCCCGCUACAAGUUCCAGGAACAGGACCAAAACGGCACGUCGUCCCAGAGUCCCCCGGCCCGGGACCUGUCGCCCACCAACCGGGACAACUUCGCCGCCAAACAGCAAGCCCGGCACACCGUCACCCAGGUGUUGUCGCGCUUCACCAGCCCCCCCGCGGGAGGACCCAUGCGUCCGGGUCUCCCUCACUCCGCCUCAGAAGGAGGACCUUUCCCCGGACGCCUGAGCCACCCCAUCGGCCUCAAGUCGCCCACGGUGGCCAGGAUCGACCGGGGAAACCCUCCUCCCAUACCUCCCAAAAAACCAGGGCUUUCCCAGACCCCCUCUCCCCCUCACCCCUCCAUGAAGGGGGGAGUGGGGGACCGUUCCUCUGGGGGAAAACCGGCCACUCCCCAGCUGCCGCCAAAACCCGCCCUGGACCUGGUCCCAGCCCUGAUGGCCUCUCAGGUGGGUGCCUGCUUCUCCCCGGGGGGCUUCCGGACCUCUGCAUGUGCAGAGUGCCCCCCCGUCAUCAGCCCCGCCUCCACUGUCAGUAGCCCCUCCUCCAUAAACCCCCCCUCCUCCUCCACCUCCACCUCCUCCUCCAUUAGUGCCUCAUCCUCCCGUAGCCCCCGAGCCUCAGCAGGCAGCCCCCUGGCAACAGCAUCAGGCUGGUGUCCCUCCGUAGUCCCCCCCCUCGGCGGCGGAGGCCCUGCUGCCCUGGACGGCGGGCGCCCCCUCCUCCCCCAAGCUGCUUCCCAGGGAAAUGUCACUUUAUUGUCAAUGCUGCUUAACCAACCAGACCCGACCACCAUCACCAACACCACUACCAACACCACCACUACUACUACUACUACUACUACCAACAACACCACGGAGAACAACAAUCAUCCAGACCAAGACCUCCACCACAACCACUACCAAACCGCUGCCUUGUUUGCUGCUGCUCAAAAUGGACACACAGAGUGUGUGAAGCUGCUGCUUUCUGCUGGAUCGCCUGCUGACGUCUCGGAUGAAAAUGGAUUCACACCUUUACACUUUGCCGCCGCCCACGGACACAGCAGCUGUGUGGAGGCGCUGCUGUCUGCAGGAGCUGCUGUGGGUGUGGCGGCGUCGGGGGGGCAGACCUCUCUCUUCCUGGCGUGUGAAACAGGAAGUCUGGAGAGUGUCCGCGUCCUGCUGAGCGCCGGGGCCGAGCGCUCACUCUGCACCGCCGACGGCUGCUCGUCUCUCCACGCCGCCGUGCGCUCCGGACACGUGGACACGCUGCGCCUCCUGCUCUGCUACCGGACGCAGGGUGACCCCCCCUCUGUGACCUCUGACCCCCCCGCUGUGACCUCUGACCCCCCCCUCGCUCUACCUGAAGCCCUGCUGAACCGGGACAACAGCGACGGAUGGACGGCCGCUCACAUGGCUGCUGCCCUCGGCCUCAAGGAGUGUCUGGAGGUGCUGUGCAGCCACAGUGAGCAGGACAUCGAGCGGAGGGAUAAAUGCAAUCGCACUAUUCACGACGUGGCUACUGAUGACUGCAAAGACCUACUGGAAAACCUCCACUCGUACCGGGUGCUGGUGCUCCUCCAGUGUUCAGGUGGAGGAGGUCUGGGCUCCAUGUGUCCGGUGGAGGCUCUGGAGGAGGAGGCUCAGCAGGGGGUCCACCCUCUGGUUCUGGGCCGGGUGACGGUGCACCGGGACACGCUCUGGAGCCAGCUGAGAUCCAGCCUCUGCUCCUCCUUCACCUCCUUCCUCUGCUCUGUCUGCGGGGAGGAGGAGGAGGAGGAGCAGCGCCCUCCGCUGGGCCUCAGCUCCAGCAGCAUCGCCUCCUUCAUCAUAGGAGACACAGAGUGGUUGCCAGAUCAGGAGCUGCCUCUCUCCCCCUGGGAUCUGGUCAGGAAGCCCCUCAGUCAGAGCGUCACCAUCCGCCUCAAAGGUCUGUCUGAGUCGUGUCUCCAUGAGUCGGCUCUGGAAAGCCUCUUCCCUCUGCCGCUGCUGCACAACUACGUCCGCCUGGUGGAGCAGUAUGGAAACCUGAUCUUCCACGGGCUGGAGGGCAGCUGUCUGGAGUUCAUCGCCAACCUGGUGGCUCGCUGCAUCAAGUCAAAGCAGGAUGUGGGGGGGCUCGGCUGUGACGUGGUGAGGGUGGAGGUCGACGAGAGUCUGACCAAAGAGCAGCUGCUGGAGACCUUCAUCAGCUGUGGUUUCCUGGUGCCUGCGGGGGGGUCUGGCUCUCGCUGUGUGUUGGUGCUGCUCGAGGGUCUGGAGAGAGCCUCGUCUCUCAGCGGCCUGAUGGGAGAUCUCUGCCUCAGCCUAGACAGCCGGGGGUCUGGGGCACCGCUACAUCUGAGUACAGGUCCGCACCACUUCUCUGAGAGCAGCUUCCUGAUUGGCACGCUGUCUAGGCCCCGCCUCCAGGGCCCCGAGCUGAGGCUGCAGCAGCAUUUCCGCUGGGUGACGCUGCGCUGGGACCAGGAGCCGCUGCAAGGCAUGCUGGGAAGACACCUCCGCAGGAAGCUGAUCCACAAGACGGGGUCCUGUCUCUCCUCCCCCUCCUCCCCCCUUCAGAGCUCUGUAUUGUGGGUGAGGAACGUGUGGCAGCAGCUGAACGCCUGUCUGUCUCGUCUCGGGACCCCCGAGGCUCUGAUUGGCCCCCAGCUCUUCCUGUCCUGUCCUGUUCUGCCCGGUAACACACAGGCCGUCAUCAGGUGGCUGUCCCGGCUCUGGAACGCCGUGGUCGUCCCCCGCGUGGAGGAAGCUGUUAUCGCCCGGGUAACGGCCAGACGCUCCUCGACAACCACCUCUACUUCCUCAACGUCGUCGCAGAGACCGUCUCUUAGCAACACUGGUCUCAGCGCCGGGCAACAGGCCGUGGUGAAGGCGGCUCUCAGCAUCCUCGUCAACAAGGCCGUGCUGCAGGGCUGCCCUCUGCCCAGACACGAGAUUGACAGGUACCUGCUGGAGUUUAGGGGCGGGACCUUCCCUCUGUCGGCCAUCAGCUCCUAUAAAGGAGGAGGAGGAAGAGGAGGAGGGGGAGGAGGAGGGGGAGGAGGAGAAGGAGGAGGAGGAGGAGGAGGGAGGAAGGGGCGGGACAGUGGGAAGCUGAGGCGCUCCAACACCAGCCCCCGGAAGAAGGGAGGGACCCCAAACUGGAGCUCCGGAGGGUCCUUCAGAGAGGGUUCGCUCUCCAGCACUGAUGUCAGCUUCAUCCCCAACGGCAAAGUCCAGAGGGAGCCCACAGGUCUGUCUGUGUUCUCUGACGACGAGACAGAUUUAAUCCGGGAGCUGCAGACCAUGUGCUCCAGCAAGUCAGAGCCAGACAUCAGCAAGAUCUCUGAGACCAAAGACGACCUGAUCCUGUUCUCCAGCUCCUCCCAGAAGGCCGAGCGGGAAACGCCCGUCCAGACGACCGCCCCCACCCCCUGCAGCCCGGUUGCCGUGCAGAGCAGCGAGCGACGAUCAGGCCCCGCCCCCCGCUCCAAAUCCCAGCUCCCUGUCCCCAGCAGCAGCAGGGGGGGGGCGGGGCUUCAGACCCGAACCCCCCCGAUCCGCAGCAGGACAAAACAGGCGCCCCCCCCCCCCAAACAGCAGCAGCAGAGCAGCAGCAACAACAACUACUACCGCAACAACAACAUGAACGAAAACAGCCAAUCACACGAGGACAUUUGGAUCCUGCAUGAAAACAACAACAACAAGUGAACAGCUCCCAUCCUCUAACCCCCCCAGCUGUGAAACCCCUCCCUCCAUGAUGUAAGACUACCACGACUCUUUGACUCUUAGUAUUUGUACUUGUUAUCCGUACUUGUUACACUGUACUGCAGUUGUGUACUUGGGGACCACAGUUUUAUUCUAUCACAGUAUUUGAAGUAUUUGUUUUGGUCUGGUAAAGGAAUAAAAAAAUAACGGUUACUUUUACUGUUACCUCAUUCCAGGGUCUAAACAACCUGCUAAUGAUGGGACAGUAGAAUAAGUUGUAAAGUAUUUAACUGGUGGAAACUGCAGUAUUUCUGUGUACUUAGAGAAAUACUGCACCGAGGAGUAACUGAACGUGUUUUUGGAUCAAAGAAAGCAGGUUUUAAGUUUCUUUUUAUGGCUAUUAAGUAUUUUGAGAAGUGUUUUAUCUUUGAAUAGGUUGGUUUAAAUACUGUUGAGAUUAAUCAGGGUUUUACCAAAUAUAUUUGUACAUAAGAAUUAGUAAAUGCUCUAUAGAUUGGUGUACGUGGUAUGACGCUUGUACAGUGACGAUUAAAAACCUUAAAGCUGAAAAAAAGUGAGAAGUUGUACAUAGUGUUUGUAAAACCAGUUUCUGAACCCUUCACUUGUUUCAGAGUGGAGCGGCCGUGGCAAUAAGUAAUAGAUCUGUAAAAAACACAGGAUGUCCUUUCAACUGUAAGCCAUAAUAAAUAUUUUAAAUGCC